This is a messenger RNA of Sphaerulina musiva SO2202, 2562 nucleotides long. Its product is annotated as adenine nucleotide alpha hydrolases-like protein. The transcript has a single exon. The record is from RefSeq and is a predicted model, not a curated record. The coding region runs from base 218 to 1729 and encodes 503 amino acids. Lineage: Eukaryota; Fungi; Ascomycota; Dothideomycetes; Mycosphaerellales; Mycosphaerellaceae.
CAAGUUUGAGAGCAUUCAACAGCAUUUGACCUGGUAGCUUUCGUUGUCGCCGCCAUUGACAUUUCCGUACCAUUGACAUCUCCGCCAUUGCCGCCGCCCGUCGACGCUGAGGACUGUCCGACUGCCUACUCUAUCCGGCCGUCACUGGACAGGAUUGGCAAGCAUCAUCAGAUACCGUACCGUGCACACGCUCUGGCAGAGAGGUGAAACUUGCGCCAUGUCUUCGAGAUCAGGCACUUCCAAGACUAGACUGCCAGGCGACCUUGGAGCACGAGAUCCGCGAAGGCCCAAGUCCCCGGCACCUAGUUCGUUGCCUGGAGAUCUUGGUCCCAACGACCCACGUAGAGGUGGAGGCAGAGCGAGCAGCCGGCCACGGAGUUCCGCAGGAAGCCCUGCGCCAUCAACAGCUUCGGGGCACACCCGUAAUGCUAGCGACGAGGUCGCAACACGCUUGCAAGAAGACCCGCCAGAAAUUGGCAGACUGCGAGAGGACAGCGACUCGGACAAGGCCGAUGCUGAUAACGACAAUGACACCGAUGCAGAUGACAGCAAACGUGGUCGAGCCAUGAAGAGACCCAUUCCGGGACGGACCACUUCUGGCAAGGCAAUUAAUGUUCGCGAAGACUCGUCCGACUCGGAAGCGGAAGAGCAAAGUCAGAGCCAGCCUGCUAAGGAGAAGCCCGACCCGACCAAAGGCCAGAGCAAACUAUCUUUUGCCAAGGAGCAGAGGAAGUCGCGGCUGGCCAGCAUGAGCCCUUCUGGUCGGAGACGUGUGCAUCCUUCGACCGCCUACGAUGCCGGUCUCAGCGGCACCAACACCCCAUCACACUCAGAUAAUGAGUCUGCUGUCGAGAUGCGAGCUGCACAGAAGCUGCCUCUUUCUGUGAGUGGGAUCCACAGUACUCCCUCGGCCCAUCGCGUCAUUCGUCAGAUUAUACGCGGAGACUUUGAGCACUUUCAGCGCGAAGCUGAAGAAGGCCGUCAACGUCAACGCAUGUACUUGGUUGCUACAGAUAUAUCUCCAGAAGCUGAGUAUGCUCUUGAAUGGACGAUUGGCACUGUCCUCCGCGAUGGAGACACCCUCUUCGCUGUCUACGCUGCUGAUGAAGACGCCCUUGGAGAUGUUGGAGGCGUGGAGCUAGGUCAUGGUGCCGAGAGUGUGAAGGACACAGCUUCCAUCCUGAAAGCCAUGCCCACCAGUGUACAACCACAGACAAACAUAACCGGACCGUCACCACUCGCGAGAACCAGCCUAGGUGGAGACGUGAGAUCUAGAAGUCGAGGUGUGCACGGUAGUGCUGAUGCUGAGCGUCGCAAAGCAGUGGAGACCGUCACGGAACGUUGUGUAAGACUCCUGCGUAAGACGCGACUUCAAGUACGCGUAGUCGUUGAAGUCUUCCACUGCAAAUCUCCUAGGCACAUGGUCACCGAAGUCAUUGACUUCCUCUCGCCUACGCUGGUUAUUAUUGGUUCCAGAGGGCAAAGCGCUAUGAAAGGCGUGCUACUAGGAUCCUUCUCAAACUAUCUUGUCACUAAGAGUUCCGUUCCUGUGAUGGUCGCUCGUAAAAAGCUACGUAAGCCUAGCAAGAAUGCGAAGAAACUGCAUAAGGACGGUCUCGAUGUUGCGUAUCAGAACACAGGCAGAGGCGGUCGCUUCAGUAACGUCAUCCAAGCGCCCAAGGGCAAAGGACUGAGAGUCGAGGGAUGGGAGAAGGUGGGAAUCGAUUAAUAUGUUGAAGAGACAUAACCUUUUGGCCAGGUAUCACAAGGGUUUGGACUAUCACUGUGCAGUUGUUAAUAUCGAGAAGUCGUGCUCAAUACCUCUGUAUAUCAGGCUCUCGGGGGAUUUUUCAAGACUCAUUACGGAUUCAUCACGGCUCCCGAACCAAAUGCGAACAUGAUUCAUCACCGCCGAGCCUACCUUGCCCCCAUACUCAGCAGAUCACGAAAAACGACGACGAAGGAAACCUUCCUUCACUGCGCUCUUCAUCUGGCAAAGGGAAGACUGGAGACUCCAAGUUAUGGGAUGAACACGGGAGGUGACACGAGCCACCUUGAUCUCAUAUUUUUCUGCUGCGGACACAUGGAAACAAUCCAAGUCUAAGGAAGAUGCUUGUCACACUCAUUCCUGCGGAACGAGUUGAUGUCGGAUCCCGAUAUAGAUGCCCUCUCGUUCUUUCAACACGAACGAGUUCGUCUCAGAAGCCAUUGGUAAACUAUGUAGCCUUCGCGUUACAAGAACCACAAUGCGCAUUAUCAAUAACAUAGCCACCCAAAUUCGUAUUUUAGUAACAGCCGUUGCUUAACGAGAUGCACGGUGGCGCUACAAUGGCUUCCAGAACACAGUCUCUGUUCAGGUUCUACCACUUCCAUUGCUGUCACAUCCAUUUUGAGCGAAGGCGUCAAGUCCGGUUCCUUCAUACCAUUUCGAGGCACUUGCACGGAAAGUUCAGGCAGUAAUAUCAUUGAACAUAAACAACAGUGCCUCUUUCGACUUCUUUGGGGAGCGAGAGGACCAAUAAGGCUUUACUCAGGUAUCUGAUGGCAUCCGGUUGAAACCAA